GUGACGCCAUCUUUAAUUUCUUUUAUUUUGUUUUUGUCGAUGAGUUGGUGCAAGUAAUUUGACCCGUUUUUCAGGGCUCUGUGAGACCGAUUCGGUUUGAUUUUUAGCUGAAUGUUUAAACUACGGUCAAGGAGUAGAGCCAAGGCAGGUGAUGGCGAUGUCGCCAACAAAGUGCAGGAGGUGGAGCCGGCUGAAGACGAUGACGAGGACUUGGGGCUUGUCAUGAAGAUCACAAUAAACAAUGACGCUGAGGAUGACUCGUCCUCAUUGGUAUUUAAGAAGACGCAUCGGCGUCAAAACUCGCGCAGUCUACCAAAGAUGGACGCACUAGGUCUGCAGAAAGAGUUGCAACCCUCAAACGAACUCAAAACGACGAUUGAUGAUCCAAGCAAAGAAGAGUGGUUCCGUACAUGGCCUGAGAAUAAAAAGGACGGCGUAGUAAAUGGAAGCCCAAACAACCGCGUUAGGGCGACUAUCCCUCUUGAUCAGCUUCUGAAGGCAAUGCCCCUCGCAUACAGCCCUGUCACCAAACAACUGCAUGUCCUUCCAAAGGUGGAACAGAGUGAACAGGAAGAUUUAAAAAAGAUUCCAAAGAUGGAAGAGGAGCACCAAAAAGAAGAAAAAGAUUGUUUGCUCAGCACUAGCGACUCUUUCUCAUCGUUAUCUAACAUCAGCCGUGAAAUCACCUUAAAUCCAUCAUUUGAUGAAGAUGCUUGCAGCACAGCCUCCCUCAGAGAUGCCUUUCUUCCAAAUCAGUACAUAACCACUACCGCCACCAACGAUUUGGCUAAAAACAAACAGACGAGCGCAUUUUCGAACUUAUUUUCCAAGAGUAUUUUCAGUUGGAAGUCAAGCAGCAAGGAAUCAGGAGACUGGAAAUUGUUUGGCAAAAAAAGUAGCAACAGAGUCUCCAGUGGACUUAGUUUGGACGAGGCUUGCUCAAUGAAUUCUAUGAGUGGCAGCAGUAGCAACAGCAGUUUAGUUUUCUCUGGCAGGGAAGCAAGCAGUGGAUCGUUGAUCCUGGAGGCAAGACCAUCAAAUCUACCAGCCAAAAGUCCAGAGGAGGAGGAGAGGCAUCGACAGCAAUACCAACAGAUUUUGGAGGCCGCUAAAAAGAAAGAGUUGAAAGAGGCAAAAUUAAAGAAGAAACAAAUUCAAGAGCAGCUCAAAGCAGAGGACAGCGUGGCUAAAGCGACAUCAAUCUGGAAAACAGAUAUUCUUCCUAAGUGGGAGUCUGUCAAAAACUCAAAAAAGGUGAGGGACUUGUGGUGGCAUGGCAUUCCAUCCUGCGUCAGAUGCAAUGUGUGGCAGCUUGCUGUUACUAACAAACUAAACUUGACACCACAGGAUUACUACACCUACCAUUCAAGAGUCCAAGAAAGACUUCUAACGGAAAAAAUGAGCAGCCAAGAUGGCAAUUUAGUCCCUUGUCUAAUGGAUGCAGCAAUUAAACAAAUCAAGCUUGACAUUUCACGCACAUUUCCUUAUCUCAGCAUAUUUAAAGAGGGUGGACCAAACUACGACUCUUUACUGAACGUUCUCGCUGCUUAUGUGUGCUAUGAGCCUGACCUGGGCUACAUGCAAGGCAUGUCCUUCAUUGCAGCCGUCCUUAUUCUCAACCUUGAUCCUGCAGAAGCGUUUGUCUGCUUUGCUAACAUCCUCAAUAGGCCAUGCCAGCAAGCCUUCUUUGGCAUGAACGAGGCGGCCAUGAAAGCCUAUUACAAUACAUACAACGACCUCUUGACCGAAAAUAUGCCUCAACUCAGCAAGCACUUUGCUGAAGAGCAACUGGCGCCAGACAUGUAUUUUGUCCAAUGGAUUUACACCAUGUUCUCGAAUGCGCUGCACUAUGACAUUGCCUGCAGGGUGUGGGACCUGUAUUUUCGCGAUGGAGAAGAGUUUCUCCUCAGAACAGCCCUUGGAGUACUUCAUUUAUACCAGGAAACCUUGAAGAAAAUGGAAUUUGAGCAGUUGUUGCAAUUUCUUACCAAAUUGCCCAAAGAUAUUGAUGUCGAGGCACUCUUCCGCUCCAUCGAUGCAAUCCACACGACCGUCGGCAAACUCAAUUUUGACUGUGUGCUGGCCAACCACAAAUGCACAAAUAAUGCAAAUCAGUGAUCUGACUUUUUCGCUUUUCACAUUUUUAAGACUAUGGAGAGGAAAUAAGAAGGAGUAGCAGAAAACCAGUUGCAGUGUGAGAAAUUAUCACAUUUUGGAUACAUUUUAGUGUUGAACAUCCUGUUUGAAAUUUAGUGGUUUUCCGUUACUCAUUGUUCUAGAGAAAAUAUGCGUAGCAACUAGUCACUAGCUUGACUGUUCUGGUGAAUGGAAAAAUGCGGAGAAGGAAUGAGAGAUUCUAAAAUUGUGAUAUUUACAUAUAUGUGAAGUUAUUUUUUAAAAGUAAUGUUAAAGAUCUGAAAUCUACCAAUUUUUAUAUAUCUGUUUUAAGAAUUUGAUAUUAACAGCCACUCAUUUAAAUCAGAUUUAAAAUAAAUCGUCUGAAUCGUCCCGUUAAUUUUAAAUUGUUGAAAUUUCUAUGACGUGGCAAUGGUGCCAAGAAUGUCUCUCUUUGUAUAACUUAUUUCUACUGUUUUCGCAUAAUUUAGUGUCACAACAAGAUAUUUCUAGCAAUCUCAAAAUAAAUAUUAUAUUUUUAAAAGGAAUCUCAGCAUAUAUAUAUUA
Molecule: messenger RNA, 2682 nt
Organism: Cloeon dipterum
Lineage: Eukaryota; Metazoa; Arthropoda; Insecta; Ephemeroptera; Baetidae
Product: TBC1 domain family member 14-like
Exons: 11
Coding region: 112-2118 (668 amino acids)
Source: RefSeq, a predicted model, not a curated record